GAGGGCGGAGCAGAAAGGCGUUCCCCCUCCCGCCCGCAGGCGGCGCUGUGGGGGCGGAGCACGGGAGAUGGGGCGUACCCUCCGCUAGGCGGGCGGGGCGGGGCCCCGGAUGCAGGUCGCGGCCCGGACCCGAGGCCCCAUCUCGGUACUCGGGGCUACCCGCCCGAGGAGACUGGGAGGCCAUGGCCCCGGGGGCGCCUGCUCGGGUGCCCGUGACGUUCGAGGACAUCGCCAUGUACUUCUCGGAGCAAGAAUGGAGGAAGCUGGAGGAGUGGCAGAAGGACCUUUACAAGAACAUCAUGAAGGCCAGUUAUGAGGCUCUGAUCUUCCUGGGCUGUGCCAUUCCCAAGCCAGACUUGAUCACCUGGAUUGAACAGGGACAAGAGCCAUUCAUCAGAGAUCUGGAAAAGUUGGAGAGAAGAGACCUGGCAGUCAGCACCAGAGCUGAUAAGCAUCCUGACUUGAAGAACACAGAGGGGCAGCUGUUUGGGGAGGACCAAAAAUCUUUGAGUUUACAAAAGGAAAAGCAAUUUUUUUGUGAUUUUCAAAACCAGGACUUAUCUGAUUUACUAUUGUCAAGAGAAAAAAGAGAAGAUUCCUCUAUGUAUGAUCAAUCAGGCUGUUCCUUAAAGAGCCCAUGUAAGCAAAAUUCACAGUCUUUAGCUCCAAACGUUCAUAGCAUCCACUUGAACCAUAAAACUGGAGGAUCCCCUUCCUUCCAGAAAAUUCCCACAAGGCAGAGCAUCUGCCCCUGUCCUGACUGCAGGAAAGCCUUCUGCCUAAAAGGUCAUCUAGGCAAACACCUAAGCUACUCCAGAGACCAGAUGGGCCAGUGCCUGAAAGGCAAGAAGCUGUUUAGGAAGCGAUCUGCUCUCCAGAGACCCCAGAGCAUCCAUGGAUGGCCAAGGUACUUGCUACAGAUGGAGAACAAUGAAAAGGACUGCUGCUUAAAGAGUCACACAAAGGCAGAAGAGGGCCUGUACAAAACAGAGGAGGCAUUUGUCCAGGACCUUGCCCACUUUGUGGAACAUACCAGAUUGUACAAAGGCAAGAAGCUCUUCGAUUGCCCCAAAUGCAGCAGGAGCUUCCCUGGGAAGGGCCUCCUGAAGACCCACCAGCGGCUGCAUGGCAGGGAGAGGCCCUUCUUCUGCCCUGAGUGUGGCAAGGCCUUCACUCAGAAAUCUAGGCUCACUGAACACAGGAGAGUGCACAGCGGGGAGAGGCCCUUCCAGUGCCCAGAGUGUGACGGCAGCUUCCACCUAAAGGGGCAUCUGCUCCAGCACCACCACCUGCACACGGCCGCGAGGCCCUUCCAGUGCCCCCAGUGUGACGGGAGCUUCCGUCUGAAAGCUGUUCUAAAAGCCCACCAGCGCACACACAGAGGGGAGUGGCCUUUCUCUUGCAGUGAAUGUGGCAAAGGCUUCACAAGGCAAUUCCACCUCGCAGACCACCUCAGAAUGCACACCGGGGAGAAGCCCUUCCAGUGCUCCCAGUGUGACAAGAGCUUCUGCCUGAAGGGCACCCUUAAGGUCCAUCAGCGUGUGCACAGCAGGGACCGGCCCUUCUCUUGUGGGGAAUGUGGCAAAGGCUUCACCCACCAGUAUAAACUGACUGAGCACUUCCGAGUCCACAGUGGUGAGAAGCCCUUUCAGUGCCCCGAGUGUGGUAAGAGCUUCCGCCUGAAGAGUGGCCUGAAUUACCACCAGCGCUUACACCAUAAGGAGAGGCCAUUCUCCUGCAGUGAGUGUGGCAAGGGCUUCAUUCAUCAGUCAAGGCUCUCUACCCACAUCAGAGUGCACGCCAGGGGAAAGCCCCACGGUAACCUGAGUGACCCUGGAAAAGCCAAGCCAGGCCAGCUCUUUAGGCUAAUAGAGGAAGACUGGAGCUCAUAGAUCCUACAAUGUGAGGACCUUAGAAAUCAUGUAGCCUCAACUAAGACGGGAUGCUGCCCAAGCAUCACAUAGCCAGUAAGAAGCAGAGAUGGAACUAGAACCCAGAUCUCUUGGCUCCUGCUAUGGCCAGCUGAGCUGCCCUUACAACAGACAUACAUUCUGUUGAAGGGUCAGUCGUACUUCAGCUCUAGAAGUUUGUGCCCAAAGGCAGCUAGGUAGAGCACUGAUAGAGUCUUGCACUUGGAAUCAGCAAGAUCUGAGUUCAAAUCUGGCCUCAGACCCUUACUGUGAAACCCUGGACAAAUCAUUUAACCUUGAUUGCCUCAGUUUCCUCAGCUUUAAAAUGAGGAUAACAGCCUCCUUCCUCGAAGGGUCAUUGUGAAGAUCAAGUGAGAUAAUAGUUCUAAAGUGUUUAGCACAGGGCUUCCCAAACUUCCAUAUCUUUGGCAUUAUCUAAAUGCUGACUCUCUUCUCUUUCCUGCUUGAUUCUUCCUGUUAUAUUGUUUAAAGACUUAAGAUGUUGACCCUCAGAUACUGAGGACCAAUCUGAGCCUGAGUGAAGAACAGGGAAAGGGUCCAUGGAUAUGGGAUGGGAGAUUUUCCCCUGCCAGUCCCAAGUUUAAAAGGAUGGAAUGAGCAGCUGUUUGCCUCUUUUGUUGGCCCAGCAGAAUGUGGUCCCAAUAUCAUUGCUUAAUCCCUUUGAAAGUCUUUGCAGGCAUGAGCAUAAUUGGCAAGUCUGUUUCUUUAAUGUAGUUUGUCAACAACAGCAAUAAUAAAUGGAGUCAUUCUGGAAAACUAGGCUGAUGUGCAUAGUGAAUAAGACGACUCAACUGACCCAAUGUCCACUCUGUAGUUUCACCAGACAGCAACCCUGCCAUUGGCUGGAUCCCAAAUAUACUAAGCCUCUAAUGAUUUCAAUAGUUCAUAAAACCUGGAAAGCCCUGAUUGUUCCUGCUUGCGUAAGGGAGUGGGAAUGGGGAUUAGAGCCUUAGUAACAAUUGUCAAUUAAUAAGAAAUUAACAAAAGAUUGUUUCCCUGUAGUCAGGACCCGGUUGCAGUUAGUAUAAAUUCUUAGUAGACCCAUCAGCAGCCUUUUAUAAGAAAUAUUCAGGGCCAGGACCAGAAGACACACUACUGCUUGGAACUGAAGCUGAUCAGACUUCUCAUGGACAAGCUGGUCUUUUUCAUUCAGUAUGACCCAUAUUUUCUGAGUGCUUCCUCUGGGCAGAGAUGACUAUGUAUGCUGCAUCUACCAUUCCUACUUUUUUGGGGGGA
Sarcophilus harrisii (Tasmanian devil) is the source of this 3167-nucleotide messenger RNA. RefSeq names its product zinc finger protein 425-like. The coding region runs from base 183 to 1892 and encodes 569 amino acids. The transcript has 4 exons. The record is from RefSeq and is a predicted model, not a curated record. Lineage: Eukaryota; Metazoa; Chordata; Mammalia; Dasyuromorphia; Dasyuridae. Gene Ontology annotation, molecular function: DNA-binding transcription repressor activity, RNA polymerase II-specific. Gene Ontology annotation, biological process: negative regulation of transcription by RNA polymerase II.